AGAUGCUCUAAUUCCUUGACUAAUAUCCGCGUAGGUAGACUGGUCACAUCUCUGUUUCAGCUAAACCCUAACUAUGGAUCUCCUUCAAUCCUACAAAGACACCGACAUGGAUGACGACGUUGCUUCGCCUCAUCCACCCCCUACGUCCGAUCCUUCGCCCGAUUCUUCCCCAAUCCGGAUCUCCCUCCCCGCCAAAUCCGCUGCCCCGGCAGUCGACGAUACCAUGCUCUCCCUCACCGCCGCCGGCAAGGCCCAGUCGGAGGCCCACAAGCCAAUUGACCCUACCCAGCGCCUCGUUUCAUUCAAUCCGACCUACGACCAGCUAUGGACACCCAUCGUGGGCCCCUCUCAUCCUUACUCCAAGGACGGCCUCGCCCAAGGCCUCCGCAACCACAAGCUAGGGUUCGUAGAGAAUGCCAACAUAGGGUCCUUCGUGUUCGACGAGCAGUACAAUACGUUUUACAAAUUCGGGUACGCAGCUGAUCCGUCCGAGAAUAACUGUGUCGGUGAUGUUGAAGGGUUUGAGAAAAACGAUGGGCUUUCCGUGUACAACAUUCCGCAGCACGAGCAGAAGAAAAGGAAACUGGAGAAAAAGAAGGAGAUGCUGGAGGAAAGCGAGGGAGAUGGUCAGGUGGAUACAGUCGAGUUGGAGAAUCCUUCAACCGACACGUGGCUGAUGAAGAACAGGAAGAGCCCCUGGGCCGGGAAGAAGGAAUGGGUGCAAGGUGAGUUGACUGAGGAGCAAAAGAAGUAUGCGGAGGAGCAUGCCAAGAAGAAGGGUGAGAAGGAAGAAGGCGAGCGGGGGAAAGGGGAAGCUCAUGUUGACAAGACCACAUUUCACGGGAAAGAGGAGAAGGAUUAUCAAGGGAGGUCGUGGAUCACUCCGCCUAAGGAUGCUAAGGCAAAUAACGAUCAUUGUUACAUACCUAAGAGAUUGGUGCACACAUGGAGUGGGCACACGAAAGGGGUUUCAGCUAUUAGGUUCUUCCCCAAGCACGGCCAUUUGAUACUGUCUGCCGGGAUGGAUACGAAGGUGAAGAUCUGGGACGUGUACAAUUCUGGCAAGUGUAUGAGAACUUACAUGGGGCACGCGAAGGCUGUGCGUGAUAUAUGUUUUAGUAAUGAUGGGACAAAGUUUUUGAGUGCUGGAUAUGAUAAGAACAUUAAGUAUUGGGAUACAGAGACGGGGCAAGUGAUAUCAACUUUCUCGACCGGAAAGAUUCCUUAUGUAGUGAGACUUAAUCCGGAUGAGGAUAAACAGAAUGUCCUACUAGCAGGAAUGAGUGAUAAGAAGAUUGUGCAGUGGGAUAUAAACACAGGGCAGAUUGUGCAGGAGUAUGAUCAGCAUUUAGGGGCGGUUAAUACGAUUAUUUUUGUGGAUAACAACAGGAGGUUUGUUACUUCAAGUGAUGAUAAGUCACUGCGGGUGUGGGAGUUUGGGAUUCCGGUGGUUAUAAAAUAUAUUAGUGAACCCCAUAUGCAUUCGAUGCCCGCAAUCUCUUUGCACCCAAAUUCAAAUUGGCUUGCUUGUCAAAGUUUGGAUAACCAGAUACUUAUUUACAGUACUAGAGAGAGAUUCCAACUUAACAAGAAGAAGAGGUUUGCUGGCCAUAUUGUAGCUGGCUAUGCUUGCCAGGUUAACUUUUCCCCCGAUGGACGGUUUGUAAUGUCAGGGGAUGGUGAGGGAAGAUGUUGGUUUUGGGAUUGGAAGAGUUGCAAAGUCUUUAGGACUCUCAAGUGUCAUGAGGGAGUUUGUAUUGGCUGUGAAUGGCAUCCACUGGAACAGAGUAAAGUCGCCACUUGUGGCUGGGAUGGCUUGAUCAAGUAUUGGGACUAAAUUGCGGGGAAAUAUUGAGCUUGGCACAUCUACCCAUUGAUAAUCUUAUCCCAAAAACAGCCAAAUUUGAAGUGCUACCCUCAGAUUAGAAGAUGAUACAAUCUUGUAUCUCUGAGUCUGUGUGGACUGUGGAGUUUGAAGAGAAGUUCAGGAAGAAGGUCGAAUCCAAUGUACUGUUUUGUAGUUUGGCAUUGAAUUAAUAUUCCGUUUUGCAUCAAAAGUAUAGGAACAGCUUUGUAACCUUUGACGUCUUGUUGUAAUCUUUGAAAUAGAUUUGAUGUUUUUAUCGGCCUGCCAUAAAUCAAAAUCAUCAAUAACAUUUAUAAAAGUUGUAGAAAUCAAUCAGCAAAGUAUAAGGAAACUUCUUGCCAAUUGAAUAACCAUAAAUUUUAAUUUU
Messenger RNA from Striga asiatica, 2234 nucleotides. NCBI's taxonomy places the organism in Eukaryota, Viridiplantae, Streptophyta, Magnoliopsida, Lamiales, Orobanchaceae. The record is from the annotation of a GenBank genome assembly.